UUUCUUUCGUGGUCAUUGCAAAGAUGGUGAAAAGUACUGCAGUCAAUCCGGCAGCAAACCUGUCACUCGAUGGGUUAACCAAAGGCUUGUACUCAUUGGAUGGUUGGCCUCUGCGGAAUUGGCCAAUGGGAUGGCGAAGCUGAGGCUUCCCCUGAUGGAUGUUUUUCUCCUCCAAUCGGGACAGAACAAAGAGGAGAGAAAUAAACAAUCUUGUCACUUGCGGAGAGCCGAGUGCGCAGAGAGCUGAAUUGAGGAGGUCAGGAGAGGGAAGCACCGCAUUCUCAACCUGGGAUCAUCCGCGGGAGCCGCUGUCGGGUUUCUGCCGCGGCUUGGAUUGCUGGCAGGGAUUUCCUGGAGCCCGCUCUCUCUCUGUCUCUCUCUGCUGCCAACCAUCCCAGGAAGUCUGGUCUUUGCUUCAUGCUGCCGCCUCCCGUUGCAAGCAAUCCGCUCUUCCGUCCCACCCCGCAUACAUAUAUCCCUUGCCGUCUUUGCUUUAUUUAAAAAAAAAGACGGCGAAGACGCUGUGGGAUGCUUGAGGGAUUGUUAUUGCUGCUGCUGUUGCCGCAAUAUUGAAAUGUUGAUCCGCAUUUAAAGAGGACCUGGAUGGAAGGUGAUUAACCCAGUGCCGUGAUACCGCCUCUGAUGUUCGAUGAAAGGGACCUUCUUCAGGAGAAACAAUCAGAAUAUUUAUUUUUGCAACCAGUAAGUAAAAACUUUCCGUGUUUAUCUCAGAAACUGGGCUGCAAUGAGUUAAAGAUCAGGCAUGGUUGAAACCCCAAGAGGGACUUCUAUUGGUAAAUGUAGAGGAACUGUGGCACAAUGCCAGUUCCUACUUGCUCUCUGCACGAUGUUCAAUUAUUUACGGCUUCAGAUGCAAGCUCCAUGUGCCAGAAAUGCCUCUCUCCAGCCAAUGACUCUUCCUUGUGUGGCGUAAAUCCUGCUCUACUCUGGCACACUCGAUGACCAGUUCCUACAGCCUAGCCAUGUGGUUAAGCUGCCUCUUGGAGUUCUACCUUACUAGAGGAUACAACUGCGUAUUUCCCUACCUAUCUGUUUUGCUUCUCCUGACUCUGUGUGGCCACCGUCCUGUGAACGUAUCGGCUCUGAACUGUCACUCCCAUUGCAUUUGUGCCAGUAACAUAGUCAGCUGCACUAAAAAGGAACUGGUUAACAUCCCCAACUCUCUCCCAGAAUACACAGCUGUCCUGGACUUCAGUUACAACAGCCUGACUCGCUUGAGGGCUGAGUGGACGACGGUCCGUCUCGACAGACUCCACACACUGCUCCUCAGCCACAAUGGCUUGUCCUUCACGUCGGAGGAAGCUUUCACGGAGGUGCCACACUUGAGAUACCUUGAUCUGUCCUCCAACAAGCUGAAAACUCUAGAAGAACUGCACUUCCAUGGGCUGGAAGAGCUGGAGGUCCUCUUGCUGUACAAUAACCAGAUUUCUCAGAUUGACAGGACUGCAUUCGAAGGCUUGAACAGGCUUCAGAAGUUGUACCUGAGUCAGAAUCUGAUCACCCGAUUUCCACAGGAGUUGGUGGAAGCAAAUACCAGGCUGCCCGAACUGGAACUUUUGGAUGUGUCUAGUAAUAAGAUAAAGUCUCUUCCUAUUCAGGAGCUCAAAAAUCUACCUGCAUAUCUUAAAAACGGUUUGUACUUACACAAUAAUCCCUUGAUCUGUGAGUGUAGCUUGUACCUUAUGAUCAUCCAGUGGCAUACUCGGCAGUUCAGUUCUGCUGUGGACUUCAGGAAUGAAUAUAAGUGCGUCCUUCCUUUGAACCACAAGGUGUCUAUCAAGCUCUUUGACUUGCAAGAAGAGUACAUGAACUGCAGCACAAUUGUGGAUUCAGAGGUGGAGGCCUUCUUGGAGGGGACCUUGACAAUUCACUGCGACACCAGACUGAGGAACAUGAUAAAGGUCUGGGUGACCCCAGACAAUGAGACCAUUCAGGCCGGCCACAACAACCAAAGUCUCAAGAUGUUGCCCAAUGGCAAUCUGCAGCUCAGCAACCUGCGACCUGAAAAUUCAGGGACUUACACUUGCUUGGCUAGCAGUAGCCAGUUCAAUGAGACAAUACAUGUGCAGCUGAAAGUGCACAACUCCACGGCAAGUCCAACGCAUGAAACACUGAACACAGCAUACACUACAUUGGUUGGGUGCAUUGCCAGCGUAGUUUUGGUUCUCAUCUACCUGUACCUCACACCGUGUCGUUGUUGGUGCAGGAACAAUGCUGAUAAGCAGAGGAACCAGCAGGAAGAAAGCAUUCACUCAUCCAUGCUGAGCGCCAGUUCCAUCCACGAUGUCUCUGCAGAUAAAGCUGCCAUGGACCGGCGUGUGGCUUUCAUAGAGCCAGCCAAGGAAGCACAAGGACAGAAUGGGAAACACAAACCGAACGCCGUGGAAGAAUUUGAGGAUAAGAGACUCUUAACGGUGCCCAGAAAGAAAUCUGACUGCGGCUCCGUUGGCUCUGUGUCCUCAGACUCUCCCAUUGUCGUUUAACACAAUGGAUGGGAGCCAUAGUCUGUGCAGCGUGCACAGGCUUCUGGCAGGCUGCAGGGUGAGUGGUGCCGAUGCUUAGCAUCCGAUGCCCACGCUUCAUCAGCAGUCAAUGGGCCACCCAUGUGACUCUCGAUUCGGCUAAAACAACUUGCAGUAAUGUUGCCAAGGCACAACCUGAGAAGGCAGUCUGAAGGAUCACCGUGAGAUCUAAACUGUUCAAAAUAUUCCAUAUUUAUUUUUCUUAAGUUAUUUUAUACUCCUCGCUGGCUAACUGUGUAGAGGCUUUGCAGCUUUCUAAACUGCAACUGUGUCCAACCAACUUGCUCCAGUGGUGACUGGAUUGCCUGACUUGAGUGGCUGACGUGGAUAAACCUGCUUAGCCAUGAGAGCACUUCCACAGGUGACCCACAGGAUUCUAAAGAAACGUUGGAAAUGAUCAGAAUAACAGAAAACCCUGCAAUUGACCCAAUGAGCUGAGCAUAAAGGGAAUGAUAUACAAAUCGAGAGAUUACUUCUGGUAUAGUAGGGGAGCAGUGUACAUCAGCAAAGUCAAAAUAACAACAAAGGUGGAAUGCCCUUAACAAGUGGCCAGUUAAUACAUCAGGGAAUCAGCAACCUGUCUUGCCAGCAGUAAUUCAUAAUGGUGGGAUCGCAGCAUGACCUGGGAACAAGCUUACCUAGGGGUCAUUGGAUAACUGAUUGUCCUACAGCAAUGGAUGGCAGACCUGAACCUUCACACUGUGUAGUUUGCAUUCUCUUCCAUCUGAUUAAUCCUGCAAAGAUGCAGCAAUGAAAAAUGGACAGAAUUGAACUCAAAAUGACGCACAUCGUAACAGUUUCCAGAAUGUAAUGAGGAAGAUGGGGAAUAAACUCAUGCACAUUGAUAAGGUUCAACGAUAUCUACGUACGAGUGCCUCAGCUCGGGUGAAUUUUGGAUGAUCAGUAUUUAUCAUGAUACUUGGUUUACCAUCCUUUGGGCUGGAGUGGAAUAACAAAUUAAUCAAUGCCUUCUUCCCUGUCAUUUUGAUCUGACCUACUCUGAAUUGGGUUCUGUAAUGACUAGACUGAUGAAACUUGCUUAUCUGCAAAAGGUAGCCGCUUGAGGAAGAUUUUGGAAGGUAACGUUAACCAGCACCUAUGGAACUGCUGCACAGUGAGAAUUAGCAGAGCAGAGAAAAGAAUACAGUGGACCUGAAUUUAAUGCAUGCCUGAAACUCAACAAAGCCAGUAACUGAGAGAUAAGAGCCAGCUAAUAAAAAAAAAGAAAGAACUCUGCAUAUAUAUUGCACCUUUCAUGACCUCAGGAUGUCCCUAAGCACUUCGCAGCCAAUGAAGUACUUUUUAGAAGUAUAGUCACUGUGGUAAAGUAGAAAGCAUAUGGAUUGGUGCAAUAACAGGUUAAUCUCAAAUAUUCCUUGUCUCAGUGUUAUGUGUUAUGUUUUACACUAUGUUACUCCAACUGUCCAAUGCAAGCACUGCAGUACAUGAAUAAUUGCACACCUCUCUACAGCAUGCAGUGAAGCAGUGUCACCCCUAACUUAUCUCUAGCACACUUAUCAUCUCGCUAGUUUGUCACCAAUUCCCAUACACUGAGUUGUAGAGUUUUUAAGAAUGAUACAAAACAAAGAUCUACAUAACUAAAAUCUAAUUAGUCUGAGAUUAAAAACAGGCACUGCAUGUAGGCUUGUAAAUGGGGUGUACUGCAUGCAUCUGCUUGAAGAUGCCAAUAUUUAUUUCAAAAAUGAUUUGUUUUUGUGGUGUCUGUAAUUACAGGUAGUCUGUUUCAGGGCAACAACACAUCCAAGGAUAUUAGACAAUCACGCGUUGCUUGUGUCUUGUAAUUUGUGCCCAGUUUUCUGUUAAGUGCCUUGAUACUUUUCCAUGUCUUUGCUAUUUCAUAUAAUUCCUCUAGUUUACAGUGGCGUAAAGAACAUGAUAGUUUUUGAUAAGGGAUGGAGAAUCAAGUGGAAAGGAGGAAAAUAUUUAAUAGGGUCGGCUUCUGAGAGUUGGGGGGUGGUGGGAAGUUCUGACAUAAUUUGUCACAAUUUAUCCGAGGUAGAUGUACCCAACACACCAAAGAUGUAGUGUUGGUGGUUUUGUUCCUCUUUUCACAGAUGCUGGAAGUUUUCUGAUCACUGAAGUUCAGUACAAGUCAUUAACUCCAUAACCAGAGCGUGUGGAAUAAAAUCAUGAGUGUCUGAGUAUUCUGAGAAGGGUUAAUAAUAUAAGUGAUUAAAGAGCAAUAAUGCUGAAGAGAUGAUCAUCUGAAAGAAAGCUGUGUAAAGGGGAGACAAAAAUUCUCAGGCUGCGUCAUCUCCCAGGCUCUCUUUCUGAUGUGAAAACAGAAAAUGCUGGAAACAUUCAGCAGAUCAGGCAGCAUUUGUGGAAAGAGAAGCUGUUAAUAUUCUGUUUUUAUUUCAGAUUUCCAGCAUCUGCAGUCUUUUUAUUCCAAUUUAGUGAUCCUUGAGUAAGAUUGAUCAUUCUAUUUAUAUUUUUUAUGCAAAACAAUCCCUCGUUAUGUUUCUGAAGAGCAAGCAGUACUGGAUGUGCAGCAGGGAACAUUAUAAGAAAGAUCUAGUUGUAAUGCAGCAAACAAUUUGUAAACAACAUGCUCCUAGAAUUAGUAAUGUGAUAAUGGCUAGGUAAUUUUAUUUUAGUGAUGUUGGCUGUGAGAUAAAUAUUAGCCAGUCUGCCAGGAAGAACCCCCUUGCUAUACUGGCAUUUAUGCCAUCAGAACUUUUACCACCACCUGAAAGGAAAGAUGGGCCCUUAGAUUAAUGUUCCUUCUGAAAGACAGCAUCAGCACUAGCACUAGUGCAACACUGGGAAGGUCAGACUGGAUUAUGUGCUUGAGUCCAAUCAAAUUGGGGUAGAAGCCUUUUGCUGCCUGCAGUAUAAUUGCAAUGAGCGACAAGCCCCAAAAGGACUACCUAAUAACUUUAGACAUGCUCCAUAUCACCAAGCAGCCGGGUUUCCAAGCACUUGGCUAGUGGUCAGUGGAGUAUCGCUUUUAUAUAAGCACAUUGUUCAGAGAUCUGCACUUAUCCCUCAAUCAGAGAUUAAUGUAGAACUGGCAAUAUAGCUGGGGUCCAUCAUUCCAAAUUGCUCUAAGCUGACUCAGCCAUCACAUCCAUGUGCCUGUUUGUGAACUCAAAGAUGUUUUUAAAAAAACAGCAAGCAAAUGGCGUGAAAUAUUGUUCAGUCAAUCAUGUUGUUGAAUGUGUUAGGCAGAGAAAACAUUGUUUGUCUUUCUGGCUUUUGUCAAGUGUCUUGUAAGCAGAGUGUAGGAGACUGCCCUCUGCAGCUGUGAUCUUUGUCCCUCCUAUUGUCACUCUUGUACAAUGUCUUGUGAUUUUAGUAACAACUUAUCAUAUUGUGUAACUACAAACUCAAUUAACUGCGUGCACAGAGUCCAGAGUGCAAGUCUCACCAGCUCUCACCCUGUCCUCUAACAUUAAACUACGCUAGUGUUUUAUUCUCAGUCCCUUUCAAUAACAGGAACCUUUGAUUGACGAUGUGCGCAAACUCCAGUUCUUUCCAUUGGCUGAAUGCCUUUUGACCAGUUUCAGGGUUUCCCCCUGGAGUAGGGUUUUUUUUUGCUGAUUAUUCUUAAUCCAGAGGAGAAUUGAAUCUGAUCGUAACACAUCUACUGCCCUCACCCCAACCCACCCACUGCCAAUAAUGGACUUUUAACAGAAGUGCUCUCGUUGUAAUCCCCUGGAAAUGAUUUAACGCACACUGCAUCUCGUGAAAGGAAGUUGCCAAAUCCAGCAUGAAUUAUACUCAUUGAACCAUCAAUAUUGUUGUCAAGAGUUUUGGUUUGCUAAAUGCAGCAUUUUUAAUUUAUACACUAAUGUAUUGUUAAUUUGUGAAUUCCUGGCUGUUCCAGUACUUAUGAACAAUUUCACCUACAGAUUUGUAUGUAGAGCUGAAUUAAAGGCACAUGGAACAUUAAGAAAAUUUAACUCUUGCUCUUUAACAAGUGUUCUUGGUCUGAACCAGCACCUGACACUACAUGAGUAAGUUUAAAGCAGAUCUAUUUUGGAAGCUAUGAGAUUAUUGCAACUGCCUUUUUUAAUUCUUUAGUGUUGCUGCAAAUUCCUCCUGGCUAAAAUAACUCAAGUCUUCAGUGGACAGCUGUAGACAACUUUAACCGAGAGUCAAUGAAUGUGACAGGCUGAAGUUAGAAAUAAAACCAAAGUUACAAGAGAUUUAUAGCAUAAAAAUGGGCCACUUGGCACUAUGAUCAUCAUGCCAUUAUUUAUACUCCACAUGAGGAAGAAGGGAAUAGAAGGACAAGGUGACUGGAUGAGAUGAAGAGGGGUGCAAGGAGGCUUGUGUGGAGAAUAAACACCGGCAGGGAGUAGCUGACCAAGUGGCCUUUCAUGUGCUGUAGAUUCUGUGUAAUCUUCUACUAUUCCGUUUUCCUUCUUCUCCACAUCUAGCUUCCCCUUAACAGAAAUCAUGCAAUUUACCUCAACCUUUCCAAGCAGUACUGAGUUCUAACCACUUUGAGUAAAGAGAUUCCUCCCGAAUUCCUUACAGGUCCUGCUUGUGCAUGUUUUAAGAAACCCACAGGGGAAAAGCAGCAGUCUCGCAUUUCCUUGUCUCAUUAUCACUCAUUUCUACUUUCAUUCUGCCUGUAAUUGGAGCCACAGUAAAAAAUACAGCCCCUUAUACAGCUCACUAAAUAUGAAUGAAAUAAUAUGUUGCAGGAAGCGUACUUGUUCCGAUUUUAUGUUGCUGAUUUUGUACAUUACCAAAUGAAACAUUACCAAAUGAAACAGUCCACACCAAGAAACACAAUCAUAAGGGAACAUGCUGACUUGUUACAAUGCCACAGGGCUGGAAUCAGUUUCAAGGUUGGAAUGUUGUAUUUGUCUGU
This is a messenger RNA of Pristis pectinata (smalltooth sawfish), 7389 nucleotides long. RefSeq names its product adhesion molecule with Ig-like domain 1 (gene amigo1). Gene Ontology annotation, biological process: brain development. Bases 960 to 2504 code for a protein of 514 amino acids. The transcript has a single exon. The record is from RefSeq and is a predicted model, not a curated record. Gene Ontology annotation, molecular function: protein binding. Lineage: Eukaryota; Metazoa; Chordata; Chondrichthyes; Rhinopristiformes; Pristidae.